GCCAACGCGUACCCUCUACCAUGGGACCUCCGCUUGGCGCUCGUUCGAUCCUCAAGGUUUCAAUGCUGUAUAUAUAGAGAUGGCUGCCCCCAGGCGAUACCGAUAUUGCUACUCUCUUCUUCCUUAUCCGACGACAGCACAUCUUUCUCACCUUGUUACGUUCUUUCUUUCUAGUUCUGGGAACUAUAUUUUUUCUCGUUACCUUCUCACGCUCUUUUGCGCUCCGGCAUUUCUAUCAUUAGGCAGGGCCUGUUUUUUACUUCACGAUCUCUACCUAUUACGAACGAUCGUUAACUUCGAUAAUCCGACAAUAUGAAGGUUGAAACGAGUGCUGUUUUGUUGGCUAUGUUGGGCGUGGCUUCUGCCCGCCCUGAUGCUGUGCGGUUGUUCAGAAAGAACCGCCAUGCUGUUGGUGACUCGGCCAAGUUCAGGCGCGAGGUUCCUCAGGAGCACUCCCACAACAAGUUCCUCACCGGCGUUGGUGCCGCCUUGAACUUGAACAACGUCGACCAGGUCCAAGACCCCGUCUUCGCUCUGCUAGGAAACGCCGCCGCUGCUCAAGGCGCCGGUCUAGUCACGAACUUGGACUGCUUGCAACAGCGUGUUGCUGAUCAGGCCUUUACCAAUGCUAAGGCAGCUAACGACGUUGAGGGCAUGACCAACGCGCUGAUCUUCCGUGCACUUGAAAGGAACACCGGUUCCGUCGGCCUGGCCUCCGUUCUCUGCAACGAAACUGCAAAGAACCCUGAGAUCGCUGCCAUCCAACAGCACCAGGACCCCGCCUCUAACGGUGCUGCUGCUCUAAACAAGCAGAUCACCCUCGACCUAGCUGCUCAGCUCUCGUCGAUCGGCGCCGAUCCCCAACUCGCCCUACAAUCCGGAACCUUCGCACCUGGCCAGAUUGGUGACACAACCGGCGCUGGCAACACUUGCGACACUGAAGACGACACGGAGGGUUGCAUUUUCACCCAGAACCUCCUUGUUGAGGAUGCCACUGCCGACGAGAUUAAUGCCGCCGUUGCUGCCGCGGGUGGCAGCGCAAGUGCAGGCAGCGCUAACGCUAACGUUGGAAACUCCACUGCUGCCACCGGCGCCGCUGCUGCUGAUGAUUCUUGCGAGGAUGAUGGUGCUGCCGCCAGCGCCGACGCCGCUAGUAACAGCACCGCCGGCGCUGCCUCCGACGCAGCCAGCGGAGCCACCGCCACUACCGGCAACAACGUCAACACCUUCACCGGCAGCGUCGGUUCCGCCCCCGUUCCCGUGAUCAGCUCCAACGCCGCCAAGCCCUUCUCGGUCAACGGCGCCGAAUUCCUGAACCAGGGCGCCGCCAUCCAACGCGCGUGCGAUGUACAAAAGAACGCAUGCGCGAACGCAGCCAACAGCGGCGCCGACGCCUCCAUCACGGUCGCCGACUGCGACGCCCAGCAGCAACAGUGCGUAGCCCAACAAAACGGGGCCAAGCGUCGCCAGGCGGCCGCCGACACGGGCGACUGCGGAUCCCCCGCGAUCUCGUUCGGGAAGCAGGCGGACCGCCCCGACGAGGACGCGUUCGCGCCCGUCGACACGCAGGACUUCCAGCACGGGUCGGCGCUCAAGCCCGCCGUCAUCACGGACUUCAUCUGCCAGCAGCUGGGCUCCAAGUGCGGCGCGUCCGACGCCACCGUCCAGGCCUGCAACGAGGGCGCCGACGCGGCCAACUCGCUUUCCGGCCAGGCUGCUGCUGACGCUUUCAACGCCGCGCUCGGCGUUUAAGAAUAGAGGGAGAGGGAGAGAGAGCGGAAGAUGCAAAGGCCUGCUUGCCUUGCCUGCCUCGCUCGUUCCGAUUUUAGAGGGCGAGCGGGGCUGGUUAGGCGGGGAGUUAUGAGGAACGAAC
Molecule: messenger RNA, 1873 nt
Organism: Annulohypoxylon truncatum
Lineage: Eukaryota; Fungi; Ascomycota; Sordariomycetes; Xylariales; Hypoxylaceae
Exons: 5
Coding region: 313-1752 (479 amino acids)
Source: RefSeq, a predicted model, not a curated record